Messenger RNA from Pseudogymnoascus verrucosus, 2370 nucleotides. RefSeq lists its product as uncharacterized. The transcript has 3 exons. Lineage: Eukaryota; Fungi; Ascomycota; Leotiomycetes; Thelebolales; Thelebolaceae. The record is from RefSeq and is a predicted model, not a curated record. Bases 122 to 2335 code for a protein of 737 amino acids.
CUUAGUCCGAUAGACCCCGCCACGUAAGGAAAAUAACAAACAGAGCUCCCCAUAUAUAAUUAUCGCCACGGAGUAAAAACAGUGCAGAAUAACAACACAUUAAAAAGCGUAUACUAUCAAGAUGCCACCACUUCCCGGAUUCUCAGACAAUCCGUUGAAGGACAGGGACGAUAUCAUUCAAGCUGCAAUCGCAUUCAUCAAGCCACUACACCAACACAUUUCUCCAAGCGGAGCAUUCGUCCGUCUGCCUACCUCAACCGGUGCUCACUUUGACGAGGGCGCAGCACGCCUCGAAGGCUAUGCGCGCCCACUCUGGGUGGUUUCAACCCUGCUACAUUCAGUGCAGUCUGAUCAGGCCCACGCCGAGACAAUCAGGUCACUAGCUCAGCCAUGGAUUAACGGUAUAUGUGCAGGAACAAACCCAGAUCACCCCGAAUACUGGGGUUCCAUUUAUAAUGGCGAUCAACGCAUGGUUGAGGCCGAAGUUAUUGCCUGCGCAUUGCUUUUCGCGCCAAAAGAGUUCUUCCAUUCGCUUGAGGAAACGGCUCAAGCUAACAUCGUAUCAUGGCUGCGUGGUAUGAAUGGAAAGGACAUGCCAUUGAAUAACUGGAGAUGGUUUCGUGUCUUCUCCAACCUGGCAUUGGUACUCGUUGCGGGUAUUCCUCAUGCGGAAGUGAAAGAGGAGAUGGAGCGAGAUCUAGCCGUCGUCGAUUCAUUUUAUAUUAGCCAAGGCUGGUCGGGAGAUGGGCCGUGGAAGACACCUGAGCAAGAAGCAGAAGAGGAGAGAGAAAGCGCCGAACAUCGGCGGCGUGAUAGGAUUGGAUGCGGGCGCCAAGCUGACUACUAUUCUGGUAGCUUUGCUAUCCAAUUCAGUCAAUUGCUGUAUUCUAAGUUUGCGGUCAGCUUAGAUCCUGAACGAACAGCGACGUACCAGCAGCGGGCUCGAGACUACGGAAGUUCCUUCUGGAGAUACUUUGACGCGAGUGGCGCCGCUAUUCCGUUUGGACGCUCUCUGACAUAUCGUUUUGCAUGUGGCGGCUUCUUUGCUGCGCUUGCAGUCGCUGAAGUUCCAGAUAUGCCCACUCCUGUAUCGUCACCGGGCGAAGUCAAGGGAUUUCUACUUCGACACCUUCGGUGGUGGGCCCAGCACUCCGAUGAUAUCUUCUAUCCCGACGGGACUAUGAAUAUUGGAUAUAUGUACCCAAACAUGUAUAUGGCUGAAGACUACAACUCUCCUCAAUCAGUCUAUUGGAGUCUUAAGUCCAUGGUUGUAAUAUGUUUGGGAAAAGACCACGAAUUCUGGUCUACCCCAGAAGCUCCGUAUCCCGUCUUUUCUUCCGUUAAUAAGGCCGACUUGGAGAGCUCUACCCUAGAAGACAUUGCCCCCGUUGAGGUGAUCCCCCCACCAAAUCAAAUUCUAUGCAAUCAGCCACAUGGUGGCCACCACUUCCUUCUGUCACCGGGUCAAUUUGUUGCUUGGCCUAUGAAAGCAAACCAGGCGAAAUACUCCAAAUUUGCCUACUCGUCUGCCUUCAGUUUUAGUGUUCCUACGGGUCCGCUAAUCCAACAGAUUGCACCCGACAGUAUGUUGGCCCUUAGCCGGGACGGCGCAUCUACGUGGGCUGUGAAAUGGAAAUGCUCACCAGUUCAGUUUUCGACUACGAAAUUACAGUUAGAGUCAUCGUCGAUUGCAGAGACGGUACCACUGGCGCGUGUAGAAUGGCGUCCCUGGGAAGACGGGCAAGUGAGUGUCACAACGACACUUAUCCCGCCAACCAGACGCUGGCCUGAUUGGCAUGUCCGUAUCCAUCGGAUACGACUCGGUCGCCCGGAGAAGCUCGACAGUUUACAUCUGCUAGAAGGCGGGUUUGCCAUCUCCCGGGUUCCAGCCAGCAGCAGCAAGAGGAACCUUCCACUACUAUCAGAUGAUGAUUCUUCCCUAUUGAAUAUCAAAACUGGGGGGGAAGGGGUCUACUCGUCGAGUACCAGCGCUCUCGUCUUAUCCGCGGCUGGUGCAAGCGGUAUUCGCGGCAUUGCUAGCCGUUCUGGUGACACGCCUAUUACGACUGAGCAUGAUGCAAUGAAGCCAGACUCUAACACCAAUUUGACCGCUCAAAGAACAUUUAUUCCCAUUACAACUCACGAGAUCUUCGACUUUGACUCGACGUCCGAGAUUGAGUUGGUGACAAGCGUAUUCGCUAUCUCGACGCCAAAUGAUACACACACGAAUGGCAGGACGCUUCGGGAGAGAUACUUGGACAUUCCUAGGAUUCAUAUUCAGGGCCGACAAACUUCAUUAGAGUCAACUCAAGAUAGCAUUAUCAUUGACGGAUAGGAGUGAUAGAUAUAUGGAAAUGUAGCUUUAGGUCA